Messenger RNA from Manis pentadactyla (Chinese pangolin), 1703 nucleotides. It is a transcript of the gene FGF3, whose product is annotated as fibroblast growth factor 3. The record is from RefSeq and is a predicted model, not a curated record. Bases 351 to 1040 code for a protein of 229 amino acids. Gene Ontology annotation, cellular component: cytoplasm. Gene Ontology annotation, biological process: animal organ morphogenesis; positive regulation of gene expression; positive regulation of cell population proliferation. Lineage: Eukaryota; Metazoa; Chordata; Mammalia; Pholidota; Manidae. The transcript is spliced from 3 exons. Gene Ontology annotation, molecular function: fibroblast growth factor receptor binding; growth factor activity.
GGGCAGAGGGUGCGCAGGCGGCCCCGGCCCGAACCCCGCGCGCCCCGGGCUGCCCCCCGCCCGGCCCCCGCCCCUCCCGCGCCUCCCGCACCUCCUCCUGGGGACCGUGUCGGCCUUUUGUUGCCGAGCCGUCUUUUCUUUCAGAGCUUCGCGUAGCAACGGAAAUUUCACCCGAUCCUGGGUGAAAAUUAAAGGCGCUCCCCUCCCCCCUCCCCGCCCCACCCCCACUUCCCUCGAAGCCCGAGUCUGCACCGCCAGGCGCGGGGAGCCCGCUCCGAGCGCCGCGCCCCUUCCAUGGGUGCCGCGCUCGCCUGCAGUCGCCGCCGCCACAGGGCGGGCGCGAUGCCACGAUGGGCCUGAUCUGGGUCCUGCUUCUCGGCCUGCUGGAGCCCGGCUGGCCCGCUGCGGGCACCGGGGCGCGGUCGCCCAGGGAUGCGGGCGGCCGCGGCGGCGUCUACGAGCACCUCGGAGGGGCGCCCCGGCGCCGCAAGCUCUACUGCGCCACCAAGUACCACCUCCAGCUGCACCCGAGCGGCCGCGUCAACGGCAGCCUGGGGAACAGCGCCUACAGUAUCCUGGAGAUAACAGCAGUGGAGGUGGGCAUCGUGGCCAUCAGGGGGCUCUUUUCUGGGCGGUACCUGGCCAUGAACCAGAGGGGACGGCUCUACGCCUCGGAGACCUACACGGCCGAGUGCGAGUUCGUGGAGCGCAUCCACGAGCUGGGCUACAACACGUACGCGUCCCGGCUGUACCGCACGGUGCCCGGCGGCCCCGGGGCCCCGCGCCAGCCCGGCGCCGAGAGACUGUGGUACGUGUCCGUGAACGGCAAGGGCCGGCCCCGCAGGGGCUUCAAGACGCGCCGCACGCAGAAGUCCUCCCUGUUCCUGCCCCGCGUGCUGGACCCCAAGGACCACGAGAUGGUGCGGCUGCUCCAGGGCGGCGCUGGGCUCCGCGGCCGCCUGCCCAGGCCACCGGGCAGGGGCCCGCGGCAGCGGCUGAGGCAGGGGCAGAGAAAGCGGGGCCGCGGAGGCCGCGCUUAGCCGCGCAGGCCGGCGGGGUGGCUGGGCCUCAGGCUUACAGGGGCCCAGCGGCAGGCGCGGACCAGCCAGUGCCCGAGUGUCCCGGCCGAGCGGAGCGCCCGCGCUCGGCAGGUUCCUGUGACUGACUGCGCCUCGCCCCUGCCCCCUUUCCUGCCCCUGGGCUGCUGCAGUUGGAGGACCAGCGGAGGACGUUUCCAGCCCUUUCUGAUUCUCUGAGACAAGGCUCGCCUCGGACCUAGGGGCCCAGAGGCAGGGCUCGGAGGGGGGCUGCUGUAAGGCAAGGCACUGGUAGGUUUCUGUUGGCAGAUUGCCCCCCUCGCCCACGGGGAGAACCCACUGAAGUGCCGGGUUUCCAGCCCACCGAGGAGUCUCCCGGCCGGGGAUCGCCGUGCUGGGGGAGGGCGGCCCCGGAACUUUAAAGUACCUUGUUAUUUAAUAGAUGAUGAUGCCGCUGAGGAGACACUUGGCAGUUUUCACUCCAACAGGUUCGCUUGUGGUGACAGCAGCGUCCCCGCCAGAUUGCUACUUGAAGAUGCAGGAUUGCAUUCUGAGAAACUGGGCUCAAGAUGCAUUUUAAAACCCUGACUUUGAAAAUUACUGUCUUUUGAAACCAGUAGAUGAUUUGUGUGGAUGUCAAAAAAGGCACGUCACGCGUAUGGGCCA